Molecule: messenger RNA, 3819 nt
Organism: Balaenoptera acutorostrata (minke whale)
Lineage: Eukaryota; Metazoa; Chordata; Mammalia; Artiodactyla; Balaenopteridae
Exons: 10
Coding region: 488-1414 (308 amino acids)
Biological process (GO): dephosphorylation
Molecular function (GO): polynucleotide 5'-phosphatase activity
Source: RefSeq, a predicted model, not a curated record
CCGCCGCCGCCGCGAGCUGGGAGCUCGAUUGGCGCUGCCUGCGGGGGAGGAGCGCCGCCGCCGCCGCCGCCCCCGCCGUCGCAGUCGUCGUGAGUGAGGAAGCGCCUCGGUCACUCCUGCUGAGGGCCCUCGCCGACGGCUGGGUUUACCCGCCGCCCCGCCAGCUCCGCUCGUUUCCCGUCCCCCGCGGCCCGGCGCGGGGCAGGCCUGCCGGGGCCGUGGAGGACGAGGUGGUCCGCACUGCCAAGAAGACAGACAGGAUGGUGCCGAAGAAAAACGCGACUGGUGUUUCAUCUUGACGAGUUCUCUGUCAGUCCGUAGGAAAGCUGUCUGGCUUGGAGGUUGCAAUCCCAGGGAAUUUUUCAUCAGCGGGGAAGUCUCCAUCACUACAGAGGAAUCAAGGGAGAAGUCAGUCCCUGGUAAGUGAGAUGCUCCCCCUAAACACCAACACAGCAGUCGUGUACCUUUCAAGGGGUUCAGGGGCAAGAUGGGCAAGGCAUUUCUGCUAACUCUUCUUAAGGAUCAUGGACAGUGCCCUAUGCUACGAGACUGGUGUUUCAUCUUGACGAGUUCUCUGUCAGUCCGUAGGAAAGCUGUCUGGCUUGGAGGUUGCAAUCCCAGGGAAUUUUUCAUCAGCGGGGAAGUCUCCAUCACUACAGAGGAAUCAAGGGAGAAGUCAGUCCCUGACUGGUGUUUCAUCUUGACGAGUUCUCUGUCAGUCCGUAGGAAAGCUGUCUGGCUUGGAGAUUGCAAUCCCAGGGAAUUUUUCAUCAGCGGGGAAGUCUCCAUCACUACAGAGGAAUCAAGGGAGAAGUCAGUCCCUGACUGGUGUUUCAUCUUGACGAGUUCUCUGUCAGUCCGUAGGAAAGCUGUCUGGCUUGGAGGUUGCAAUCCCAGGGAAUUUUUCAUCAGCGGGGAAGUCUCCAUCACUACAGAGGAAUCAAGGGAGAAGUCAGUCCCUAACUGGUGUUUCAUCUUGACGAGUUCUCUGUCAGUCCGUAGGAAAGCUGUCUGGCUUGGAGGUUGCAAUCCCAGGGAAUUUUUCAUCAGCGGGGAAGUCUCCAUCACUACAGAGGAAUCAAGGGAGAAGUCAGUCCCUGACUGGUGUUUCAUCUUGACAAGUUCUCUGUCAGUCCGUAGGAAAGCUGUCUGGCUUGGAGGUUGCAAUCCCAGGGAAUUGUUCAUCAGCGGGGAAGUCUCCAUCACUACAGAGGAAUCAAGGGAGAAGUCAGUCCCUGACAGACUUCUUGGUGUCCACUGUACCCAUGGUUUCAACAGGACUGGCUACCUCAUGUGCAGAUAUUUGAUUGAUGUAGAAGGCAUGUGGCCAGAUGAUGCAAUUGAAUACUGGUGUUUUAUCUUUACAAGUUCUCCGUCAUUCCAUAAGAAAGCUGCUCGUCUUCUGGUUUCAUAAGAGAUGGUGAACAGUGGUAAAAUAUCCAGUUGACCCGAAAUUUCUAGGGUACACUUAAGGGAGCGAAUGAUGGGGUGGAAUGUUGGGGCAGAGUGAGAGAUACAGAUUCUGGUGAGACUGAGAGUCAUGCACAAAAAUUACUGGGCUGUGGUGAAGGGAGAACAAAACUAAAUCAGGUUCCUGCUGGUGGACAGGAAGCCAAAAUGAAGAAGAAUGGUGCAUAGCUGGGCAGUGUAAUUAGGCCCCUAAGUGCUGUGUCUUCUGAUAGUAAUUAUGAACAGAAACCAAAUAAUAGUGACUAAUAACAUGGAGGUGACCAAUCCUUGAGAGCUGAGGCAGAGAGAAGGAAAGAUGGCAUUAUGCCUUGUCUCUGGUUCCUUGAGUUUCCCAGGCUGGUUUGUGACCAAUCUUGGGUGAAAUCAUAACUAAGUCAUUUCUGCUAAGGGGAUCAGCUUUCGUGGGGUCCUUUCUCUGCACUCUGUCCAAUGAUAAAGCCCACUGGUUUAUGCCUCCUGGAAAACAGUUAUUCCAAAGCAGUAUAAGUGAAGCAUUGAUGAAACAGCCAUGAAGAACAUGUUUCCACAUGGCCUCGCACCACCUUUUCAAAGUGCUGUAAAACUUUUUUCAUCCAAAAAUCAGUAACAGAAAAGGAUUGGGAUCAAAUCCCGUACAGAGGUAGUGUAAGAAAAAAGAGAAUAAGGAGCAGAAUAGCAUCUCUUCAGACAAUAAAAUCAAGUUGGAAAAGACAGGUCCACAAAACAGAUCAAAACUGUAACCUAUUAUUUCAAAGUGGGCUAAAAGAUGUUAGGAAAAACAGUGCGAAAGAUGAAAGAACAUGGAUCGAGGAGGGAAUGGGAAGUUAUUGUUUAGUGGCUAUAGAGUCUCUGUUUGGGAUGGUGAAAAAGUUCUGGAAAUGGAAAAUGCUGAUAAAUGCCACCUAUGGGUGUUUGGUUUUAGUUGAUCUUCUUCCAUGAAAGGGUUUGGAGAGAUUCAGAAACUAUGCUGCUGCCUCCAUCUUUCUGAUGUCCUGCUCAAUCUUUUGACAUAAUUAUUUUGAAUUUGCACAGUGGUGAUGGUUGCACAGCAUUGUGAAUGUAUUUAAUGUCACUGAAUUGUAUACUUGAAAAUGGUUGAAAUAAUAAAUUUUGUUUUAUGUAUAUUUUACCAUAAUAAAAAAAAGAUGAAAGAACAGCAUAAACCAGAAUUAGGUAAGAUGAUAGAACUCAAGACAGAAUUCAAAAUAAAAGAAAAAAGUUUCAGAAAUGAGGACUAAAUUUAAAAUAAUACAAGAGUGGGGACUUCCCUGGUUGUCCAGUGGUUAAGAAUCCACCUUGCAAUGCAGGGGAUGCAGGUUCGGUCCCUGGUUGGGGAACUGAGAUCCCACAUGCUGCAGGGCAACUAAGCCCGCACGCCGCAACUACUGAGCCCACGUGCUCUGGAGCCCACGCGCCACAACUGGAGAGCCCACGAGCCGCAAGGAAGAGCACGCACUGCAACAAAGAGCCCACGUGCUGCAACUAAUACCCGACACCUCCAAAAAUAAAUGUUAAUUAAUUAAAUAAAUUAAAUAAAAUAAUACGAGUGAAUGAACAUAAUGGAUAAUGCCUUAAGAGAAACAAACAAGAAGAGGAAAAAAUUUUUUUAAAUCAAAAAGAAGAUAAAAAGAAUUUUAGAGAAAAGGCAAACAUAAAAGAUAGGCAAAAAAGAGUCAGGACAGCUCUGAAAAGAGAAAUAGAAAUACGUAUAAGGGGCUUUCCUGGUGGUGCAGUGGUUAAAAAUCCUCCUGCCGGGCUUCCCUGGUGGCGCAGUGGUUGAGAAUCUGCCUGCCAAUGCAGAGGACACGGGUUCGAGCCCUGGUCUGGGAAGAUCCCACAUGCCGUGGAGCAGCUGGGCCCGUGAGCCAAAAUUACUGAGCCUGCGCGUCUGGAGCCUGUGCUCCGCUACAAGAGAGGCCGCGAUAGUGAGAGGCCCGCACACCGUGAUGAAGAGUGGCCCCCGCUUGCCACAACUAGAGAAAGCCCUCGGACAGAAACGAAGACCCAACACAGCCAUAAAUAAAAUAAAUAAAAAUAAACAUAGACUAAUCAUUAAAAAAAAAAAAAAAAAAAGAGGCCCGUGGAGGUCGUGGGAAUUUGAGCUCUCAUUUGGAAAAAAAAAAAAAAAAAAAAAAGAAUCCUCCUGCCAAUGCAGGGGAUAUGGGUUCGAUCCCUGGCCCAGGAAGAUCCCACAUGCCGUGGAGAAGCUAAGCCCGUGAGAUACAACUAGUGAAGCCCACGCGCCUAGAGCCCGUGCUCGGCAACACGAGGAGCCACCGCAAUGAGAAGCCCGCUUGCCGCAACUAGAGAAAGCCUGUGCACAGCAACAAAGACCCAAAGCAGCCAAAAAUAAAUAAAUAAAUACAUUAA